GGUCGCAUCAAUCAUUCGAUCCCCUCCCUCCCACCCAGCCUCCACUUUCCCCAGUUCCUUCGCAACUCCCUCCCGAGUCCCGACGCCGAGUCGCCGACGGCGGCCCUCCUCCUGCGCGCGCAACCAGCCCACCCCCGUGCGCCUCCAUCGCCUGCUGCCCCGCUUGCUGGUCGCCGCCACCGUCUGCUGCCCAACUGCCCCGCUUGGAGGUCAGCCACCACCACUCACUGCCACCGUGUCCUGCGGUCACCCAACAGCAGAGCUGGCAUCGUGGCCCAAGUACUGUUAACGUCGUCUAAUGGGGAAUAAUAUGGGUCGUCUUCAACUACACUUGGUAAUGAAUGCAACAUCAAGAAGCUUUUGGCAUGAGCUGAGGGAUUUGUGGAAUAGUCCAAGGGGAACAGUGCUCCGAAUUGAGUCAUUAGCCCUAGUGGCUAUGGUUCUCUCCUUCUUUCUUGCUGCCUUCGGGUCCUGCCGCCGGUGGUCCAACAGUUGGUUCAUACAAAAGGGCUUCUUGGCUGCAAAUGCAUUGUUUCUAUCCCUAGGAACCUACUGCAUUGGCCUAAUGCAAUCUUCUCAAGUGAAGAGCGAGAUGUACCCCUUAUGGGCAGUAUCCUUGCUGGCCCUCCUUUGCUGCGUUGAUUCAGCCGCCGCAUCCAGCCUCGACAGCAGGAGUCAGCUCUGGAAGAUGUUGUAUCAGCUCUGCCUCUACUUUGGAUAUGUUGUUUUGGUGAGCAUCUCAACCAUCUCCAGUGAUAUUGGUAACAUAGCCAUUUGCUUGCUAGCCGCCGUGACAUUCUUCAAGGGAUUACAUAGGUCAAUGGCCCUUGUGCUACCAAGUUCUAUGCGGAACAUGGUCAAAGAGAUUCCAAAAUCCAGGCAGAAUUUCUCUUUCAUGAAUCCAGGUGAAGAAAAAAAUCUACUUGUCGAUGACGACCUAGACACAGCUGAGCGUUGGGGAUCUACUGAAAUGGGUGAGAUAGCUUCCAUAAGGUUCCAAGACAGUAGGCUAGAACCAGAGCUCAAUGCCUGCAAGGACAUGUGCGUCUCCCUCUCUCUAUCUCAUCUGUUGCACCGGCGUUUCCUUGGGUUAAGCAGUGCUAAACCAACAAUGGAUAACAGGGAGCCCUUGGUUAAAAACUACGAGAGGGCCUUGAAGCUGGUUGAGACUGAGCUGGCUUUUCUAUAUGAUGUCUUGUACACCAGCAAUGCAUUCCUCCAUUACUACGAAGCGAUGAGUGCUAGCAUCUGGGCGUUUGCUUCGCUUAUUGGGAUAUGCUUUGUUGGGACGACAGUUGUUGUCGUACUCGUACCUAGGGCGAGGGCUGCUCCUCGUCAUGCUUCUUCUCCUGGCAACACCACCUUUGUGGACACCACGGUAGCGGACUUUGUCAUUACUGGAGUGAUAAUGGCGUCUCUAGCUCUGCUGCAGGUGUUGCAGUUGCUACGCUGUUGGACCUCAAACUGGGCCAAAGUCUCCUUUGCCCGCGACUGCAGAAGGAUCUUCACCUACUAUAACGACGUAUACGAUAUAAAAAAUGAGGAUUUGGGUUGGGGAAUGAGGUUGAGAGCAUCUCUUAUCAAGAUUGACUGGUCUGACAAAUACCAAUACCUCUGGCAGAAUAAGCUCGGGCAGCAUUCAUUAAUGGAGUCAGUCACUGUGGGCGGCAUUCGUGAGUGUCGCAUCCCUUGCUGCUUUUCUUUCUUGCAAGAGAACCAGUGUCUUUGCUUUUGCCUUUGGUUAUGCAUCUGUUUCUUGGGAUUCCUGAUCCUUAGCAUCCAGAAAGUUUUGGAGGUGUUUGGACUGCAGUACGUACGUCGAGAGGUGCGAGAAAUGUUUUGGGGCAGCUGCAACACAGGGGGUGGUGCCAUUGAGUUUCACGCUGAUGUGAAGGCAUCCAUCGGUGACUUCGUAAGUGAGAAGAUGAGGGGCGAUGAGAUAAGUGGUUGGGCAUCAUUCAAGGUUGAGAGCAAUGAUACUGAACUAGGUGGCCUAUUCUUGAAAUAUGUUGCAGAGUUGCGUCAUCGUUUAUCUCCCCUUUUCGAAGAUGGCGAUGAUGAGGUUGGCGUGCCUUGUAUUCUGAUGUGGCACAUCGCGACAUGCUACUGCCAACUUGCACAGCAGCAUAAGCAUCACGACGACGACAAGAAUCAUCGCGUGGCCAUGGCUCUGUCCAAGUAUUGCACAUACUUGGUGGUCUCAGCGCCACGCUUGCUCCCUGGGCGCUCUGACAAUACGAAGAAACUGUACGCUGGAGUUAGAGACGUGGCAAUUUGGAGUGUCAAGUCCACUACUACUGUAGACAAUAAGCUGCAGGCAAUGGAAAGCUUUGACCCGUCCAAGUACGGAAGGUAUUGUGAGACCAAGUAUGGAAUGUACUCCGCCGAGUACCGUGUGUUGAUGGGAUCCUCCAUCAUCUAUGAGGCGGGUGUGGCGUUGGGGAAGGGACUCAUCGGAAGCACGCCCGCUGCUGAUCGGUGGGAGAUGCUGGCAGAGUUCUGGGUGAAGGCGUUGCUGUACGCGGCGCCGUCGGACAAGGCGGAGGAGCACAUGCAGCACCUCUCGCAGGGCGGCGAGCUCAUCACCCAUCUCUGGGCUCUGCUCUAUCACGCCAGUGUUCACAGGUGGCACCUUGAUCAGCCACAAGCAGAAGCAGGACAAGGACCCGUUGUCGUCAAGAUGGGGUGGGAUUACAUCUUCCGGAUCCGCUCAUGGAAAGACCUCAAACCACCACCUGCUGCUCAGGGCCAAGCAGGGAUAAUACAACAAUUAACACGUAAAGAGGUGAUCAUCGACGUCGUACAGGAUGACGACGGGGCUUCUUCCUCAAGCCAGCCAGCCGCCGUCUCAUGAAUGAAGCGCCGCCACCGCCGCCGCCACGUCCAGCGCCCUUUACCUACUUACUCCCCUUCAUCACUACUAGAUCCAAGAGGGAAUGAAUAUGUACAUGUAGCGCGAGCUUUUAUUUAUUUGCUGUUGUCUGUCCCCAUGCUUGCGACUAUGGCUGAUCUAUAUCGAUAUGUAUUCGAGGAACCGCCUAAAUUAUCUCGACUAAACCAGGUCAUCAUCCAUUGAUCAACCCAGCUUAAGCGAGAUAA
Messenger RNA from Panicum virgatum (switchgrass), 3099 nucleotides. RefSeq lists its product as uncharacterized. NCBI's taxonomy places the organism in Eukaryota, Viridiplantae, Streptophyta, Magnoliopsida, Poales, Poaceae. The coding region runs from base 299 to 2854 and encodes 851 amino acids. The record is from RefSeq and is a predicted model, not a curated record. The transcript has 3 exons.